CCCGAGGAGCCGGGGGCCCGCGCCCGGCGCCCCCCAGACAUGGUGGGCCACCUGCAUCUGCAGGGCAUGGAGGAGAGCCUCAAGGAGAAGAGCCGGGAGGGCUUGCUGGACAGCCCCGACUCCGGGCUGCCCCCCAGCCCCAGCCCCAGCCCGCCCUUCUACUCCCUGGUGCCUGGCAUCCUCGACGCCCGCGCGGGGGGCUCUGGCGCCUCCUCGGAGGCCCCCGGACCCGGCGAGGCCAAAGCGCCCCUCCCCCUCCCCCCGAGCACCCCGGCGCGCGAGAUGAGGCCCCGGAUGCUGCCUGUGUUUUUUGGGGAGAGCAUUGAGGUGAACCCAGAACCCACGCCCGAGAUCCGCUGCAAUUCUGAGGUCAAGUACGCCUCGGAGAAGCACUUCCGGGACAAGGUCUUCUACGCGCCGGUGCCUACGGUCACGGCCUACAGCGAGACGAUCGUGGCCGCGCCUAACUGCACUUGGCGCAGCUACCGCAGCCAGCUGACCCUGGAGCCGCGGCCGCGCGCCCUGCGCUUCCGGAGCACCACCAUCAUCUUCCCCAAGCGCGCCCGCAGCUCCUUCCGCACCACCCUGCACCUCAGCCUGGGCCGGCCCCGCCGCUGGUUCACGGCCAGCGUGCAGCUGCAGCUGUGCCCGCGUCCCGGGCCCGGCCUGCUGGGCCCCGCGCCGCUCUGACCGGCAGC
This is a messenger RNA of Mesoplodon densirostris (Blainville's beaked whale), 698 nucleotides long. RefSeq names its product refilin A (gene RFLNA). Gene Ontology annotation, molecular function: filamin binding. Lineage: Eukaryota; Metazoa; Chordata; Mammalia; Artiodactyla; Ziphiidae. The transcript has 3 exons. The record is from RefSeq and is a predicted model, not a curated record. Gene Ontology annotation, cellular component: actin filament bundle. The coding region runs from base 40 to 690 and encodes 216 amino acids. Gene Ontology annotation, biological process: negative regulation of chondrocyte development; negative regulation of bone mineralization involved in bone maturation; actin filament bundle organization.